Messenger RNA from Ostertagia ostertagi, 2139 nucleotides. The record is from the annotation of a GenBank genome assembly. Lineage: Eukaryota; Metazoa; Nematoda; Chromadorea; Rhabditida; Trichostrongylidae.
AGCUCCCUCGUGACGGAGCUAGACAGGUGGUGUAAAUCUGUUCAAACAAAAGGGAAAGGAUUAGAACCCCAACCCAGAGCUGUAGGUAAGCCAAGUACUUGCGAAGUCAAAAUUUUUGGCAUUACAGCAAAAGCGCUUGUGGAUACAGGCUCGGUGAUUUCGAUUGUCCCGGUAGGUCUGCUCAAGCAAGUGCGAGAGCAAGGCGCAGAUCUUGAUGCCAAUGCUUGCAUCGUAGGUGAUGGCAAGCAGCGAAAACUUUUUGACGCAUCAGGGAAUGCCAUGAGUUUCCUUUCGGAAAUAAUUGCUGAAGUGAUGGUAAAAGGAGCUGGUACAGCUUCUAUUCAUAUGCACGUGCAACAAAGUAAGGAUAAUACUUUACUAAUAGGUACGAAUGCCUUACAAGAAUUGGGAAUAUCCAUAAAGUUAUCACCGAAUGCCCAUGAUAGGAUGGGGGUGGCAGAAGUAUCCGAUGCGGCCUAUGCGGAUAACAGGGUAGUCGUACUGCCAGGCAAGGUUGCUACUGUGCAAAUCUGCAGCGAAUUCCCAAAUGGACCAUGCGUGUUCUGGUCGAAAAAUCCUCGUAUAGAAUCGGGUGUAUGCCAAGUUAGUCAUGGCAAGGCCAAGCUAUCAGUCAUAAAUCAAGGCUCUGAACCCUGGGUGAUAGGUAGAGGCGAAGAUCUUGGUAGUUGGUCAGCGGAAACUUGGGUUGACCCAAGGACAGCAGACAUCCCAAGUGACAUGAUGGUCCUCCAUCAGCCUGCUUUACUGAAAGAUUCUGAAAGAAUCCAUGCCCUGGUAGACACACUGAAUAGAAAUCGGAGGGCUGGAAGCAUGCCUGAUGAACUUCGUGCAGUAAUUGAAGAAUACAGCGACGUAUUCGCUAUUUCGGAUGCGGAGCUAACACAAACGGAUUUGGUGAGCCAUGAUAUAGAAGUGGGAGAUCACUCGCCAGUUCGACAGAAAACAAGACCAGUGCCAUACGGUCUACGAACUAAGGUGGAUGUGAUGCUACGGGAUCUCAAGGAAAGGAGAGUGAUUGAGGAUAGUCAAUCCCCAUGGGCAUCCCCUAUCGUGUUAGUGGCAAAGAAAGAUGGAACCAUACGGUUAUGUGUGGAUUAUCGGGAGGUUAAUAAAGCGACGAAAAAGGAUAGCGACAACGUAGUCGUAGGGGCCACAGCACGUGCAAAGCGUGGUAGAAGGAAAAGGUCUCUAGAAACCGGUGUAUUGUCAAUUAAACAUUUUGAUUGCAGCAUCGCGUUAUCUGCAAGAGACGACGUUCGACAAGUCGACUGGAGCUGUCCUGGUGGCCUGGACGUUAAUGGGCAAAAAGUCAGCUGUGCAGUCAACGUGAAUUUCGGAAGUAUCCUUCCUGGAGUUGUAGUACCUUCAUGCUUGUUUGAUUCACCGUACCAACUUGCUCGUUUGUUUUCUGUAGUUACGCAGACUCAUAUACCGGACAAUUUCCGCGUGGCUCGGUUAAUAGAUUCGUCAUAUGAUAUAAUCACGCCAUCCUCGUUAGGCUUAGCGAUGUCUUUCUAUCGUAGCCGUUGCAUACAUUCUACCUUAGCGAGUGUGGAGGACGCCACGAAAACAGUGCCUGGAUUUUAUCCUCGUAGUCGUACGGAUCCGUAUAACUUGCCGAGAAUCUACUCCGAAGCGUUACGGUUCGCCAACUCGCACCCUUGGAACGGUAGCAGCGGGGAUUUUCUUAAACAACGUCGCUCACUAAUUCUCUUACCGGAAGGGUUCGAAGAAGUUUUGAGUUGUUUCGAGACAGCCACUAUGUUUGCGAAAUCAGUCAGGACGCUGGACGACGUCGACCCGAGUUGGUUCGAAGAAGAGCUGUCAGUCGUCGUACUCUUUUCAACAGUUCACUACGAGGAACCCCUGCGUUGGAAGAACGCGUGGUACUUACUGAUGCAAGCCGUUGCGAAAGGGGCGGAAUUAGUAGCCCUGCCAGGUCCACAGGACGAUGCGGACUGGGGCAAAAGUGUAGACCUUCUACGAGAUUUCAUGGAAGAAACAGUCAUACAAAGGCCAAGUCUCCAGCAGCGAAUCAGGUGCCUGCUCCCGGGCAGAUCGGAAAACAACAUAAGGAAUGCACCAUUCAAAAUACUUGGCAGACAAAAUAAGUCUCAC